UUGAAAAUGCGAAAAUUUGAUUUCUAACAAAAUAUAAACCUUGAGUGGUAAUUUAGAAUUAUAUCGGUUUAAAAACCCCGAAGUUAGAAAAAAAGCAUAAGUAUUAGAAUCCCCUGUUAUUUCGUUAGUGAAAAGCGAAGAGUUUUAUUUCCAGAUAGUUAGGUUAUGUUUUUUCGAUGAUGUCAGCAUCCUCGUAGCAUCAUUGUAAACACAAAAAUACCAAAAAUCGGAACAAAAAAUUCCUUCUUUUCAGUGAAAUGUAUACCCUACUGCAUGGUUUUUACAAAUAUCUAGUUCAGAGAGACGAAUAUUUUAUACUAAUUUUGGGUCUUGACAAUGCCGGGAAAACUACGUACCUAGAAGCUGCGAAAACAAAAUUUACGACAAAUUAUAAAGGAAUGAACCCUAAUAAAAUUACAACGACUGUCGGAUUAAAUAUUGGCAAAAUUGAUAUCGCUGGAGUGAGACUGAAUUUUUGGGAUCUUGGUGGCCAAGAGGAACUUCAGUCUUUGUGGGAUAAGUAUUAUGCAGAGUCGCAUGCAGUAAUAUAUAUAGUGGAUUCGUCAGACAGGGACAGGAUUCCAGAUUCCAAAGAAACCUUUGAUAGAGUUAUAUCAUCUGAACAGUUGUCAGGGGUCCCUCUCUUAGUUUUAGCAAAUAAACAAGAUGUGCCCGAUUGCAUGGGCGUCCGAGAAGUGAAACCCAUUUUCAACAGAAACGCGCAUCUCAUUGGUCGAAGGGAUUGCAUGGUAAUGCCUCUAUCUGCUCUUAAUGGCGAAGGAGUAGAGGAAGGAAUUCACUGGUUGGUCGAUUGCGUUAAAAGAAACAGCGAUGUUCGACCCCCUCGGAAUCAAGACGACAAUAGCUUAUCUUAAGUCUGGACUCGAAAUAUUCUUUUUUUUUUCUAAGUACUUACAGUAUUAAGUAUUUAAAAAAUAAUUCCACAUUGCUUUGCAAUGAUUCUGUUAAAAAAUGUCCCCAUAAAACUAAUAUUUUAUAGCUCGAUUGAAUUAUUAUCUUGUUUAAAUAAUGCGCGAUUGUAGUUGUUUUAGUAUUAAAUAUUUUUCUAGCCAAA
This is a messenger RNA of Belonocnema kinseyi, 1075 nucleotides long. RefSeq names its product ADP-ribosylation factor-related protein 1 (gene Arfrp1). The transcript has 5 exons. Gene Ontology annotation, molecular function: GTPase activity; GTP binding. Gene Ontology annotation, cellular component: Golgi apparatus. The coding region runs from base 258 to 875 and encodes 205 amino acids. The record is from RefSeq and is a predicted model, not a curated record. Lineage: Eukaryota; Metazoa; Arthropoda; Insecta; Hymenoptera; Cynipidae. Gene Ontology annotation, biological process: Golgi to plasma membrane protein transport; protein localization to organelle; intracellular protein transport.